UCACUGAUGCACUGGGGAGGAUCCUGGCAUGGGCCUUGCAGAGCCGUGUUGUCCUUUGUGCAAAUGGUUUAGCAUUUUAGUUCCUGGCGAGGUGCUGUUUUGCCAUGGGUGGUGGCUGUGACUGAUGGCUGCCUAAGGGGAACCUGCCCUGGGAGCGAUGGAGGACGGUGAGCGGCUGGUCCCAGGGAGGUGGGUUGUGUUGGGGUCUGCUCUGCCUGUCGCUGCCUCUGGCUGCCAGCAUGCUUGUUGGACACCAUCCCUGGUCCACAGGAGGCUUUGCCAGGAUGAGCAGGCAAAACUAUUUGCUGGGAGAAGGCUAAAAACCACCUUUGAUCUCUAUUUUCUUCCCUCUCCCUUUGCUAGUGUGAAGCAAGGGUGCUUUGGCAAGCAGCAGCUCUGGGCUGCAUUUGCUGGGGGAGCCUUUUGUGGCUGUGCCCACCGGUUUAGCAGCAGUGCAAGCAGCCCUGUGUUUCAGCCCUGUGUUUCAGUUUCCCAGCCAGCCUGCUCGUCUCUCCCCAUCCGGCGCUGCUGGGCUGGCAGAGCUCUCUCUUGGCUUCCUCUGCCUCAUCAUCCGCUCCCCGUGGCUGCAGAUGAAUUGCGCGAAGCCUGCCUUGCUUAUAAUCCCAUUUCCCAGCAGUGCCGUGCCUGCUGGAGGAGCAGGCGGGGGAGCCCGGGGAAGGGGCUGCUGGUUGUCUGGGAGACCCGGGUUCGGCGGGGCGGGAGCAGCGGCGGGUUCCGCGACGCCUUCGGGAACCGCAGGAGGAGCUGACAGCUGGCACAGGAGCGUCCUUGGAGACCUGGUGGAAGUCCCUCCACGACCUCAGCAUCCUCAGCCGGAUCUUUUUAGUGUGCUAAGAAGGAUCGAGAAACUCCUCCAGAAAGGAGCACUGGAAGCUUCUAGGCAACCUGAAGACCACAGUGGAAGGUUUGGUGUCCACCAGCAACCCGAAUGUCUGGUCCAAGUAUGGCGGCUUGGAACGGCUCUGCAGAGACAUGCACAGCAUCCUCUACCACGGGCUCAUCCACGACAAGGUGUGCUGCAGGCAGAAGGAUUACUGGCAGUUUGUGAAGGACAUUCGCUGGCUGAGUCCCAGCUCCGCUCAUCACCUGGAGAAGUUCAUCAGCCUGCAGGAGAGUGGCCAGCCCAGCCCAGAGGGCCCGGGGGACCAGGCCAUCGCGCAGCUGUGGCUGCAGCACAGCCUGCAGUGCCACUGCCUGUCGGCACAGCUGAGACCGCUCCUGGGGAACCGGCAGUACAUCAGGAAAUUCUACGCAGACACUGCCUUCCUGCUCAGUGACGCCCACGUCACGGCCAUGCUGCAGUGCCUGGAGGCUGUCGAGCAGAACAACCCCAGGCUUCUGGCUCAGAUUGACACCUCCAUGCUGGCCGGCACGUCACUGCCAUCCCUGUGCGCAUCAGGUCCUUCUGCUGGGACAAGAGAGCUGUGUGACCACGACGCUGAAGGACACGAGAGCCAUCUGCCUGGGGCACUGGGCUGCCUGGAUCAUUUCGCUGGAAGCCUGCUUACCAGGAAGAGUGACGUUCCACCUCCGGUGACCAAGAGUCAGAGCCUGACUGCCCUCCCUGCAUCCCCGUACGUCCCUGCUCCAGGCUGCACACAGCAGCGCUGCUUUGGGUCCUUCUCCAGCCUGCACCAUCCAGCCUCCUCUGGCCUCUCAGACAGGAGACCAGUGAGCUCCUCCGUGAGCUCCGGUGCCAGCCAGCCCCAGGAGUGCUGCCCAUCCAGCCGGUCCUCCUUCAGCGAGGGCAGGUCCCCCUUGGAGCAGCCCGGCUCUGUCAGCGCCUUCCACGUCCCCUCACCGAAAGACCCCUUCUCUCUGGCCAGCGAGAUGAGCUCCAGCACCACCAGCCAGAGCGAGGACACUUGGACAGGCAGUCAGGAUGAUCCACAGAGCGACGCUAACGACGGGCCGGAGUACCUGGCCAUCGGGAACUUGGGGCGCCGGGGCCGGGCGUGCAGCAGCGCCAGCACCAACAGCACCAAGAGCAGUAGCUCCAAACUCUUCUCCUCCAGCAGCUCGCAGAAGCUGGACUCGGUCUCAUCUCUGGGGGAGCAGGGGGCAAGCGGAGGUGGAAGCAGGGGCCUGAGCCUGUUGCGCCGGUCCAGCUUCUCAGAGGGACAGUCGUCGGCUCCCCAGAGCAUCCUCAAGAAGAGCCACGUGCGCUCGCACUCCGACACCAACGUGGCUUCGGGGAAGUUGCACGGAGGCCUCAGGGAUAUCACCAUUAUAAUAGAAGAUCCGGUGGCAGAGUCCCAUGGCGAUCCAGGCGGAGGGAGGGGGCUGGUCUCUGCUUCCACCCAGAGCAGCGAGCUCAGCACACCCAGCUCUCUCUACAUGGAGUACGACUCUGGCCAGUACAUGAGCUCGGGGGAGGGGAUGUUCAGAAGACCCUCGGAAGGGCAGUCCCUCAUCAGCUACCUCUCUGAGCAGGACUUCGGCAGCUGUGCAGACCUGGAGAAGGAGAAUGCCCACUUCAGCAUCUCAGAAUCCCUGAUCGCUGCCAUUGAGCUGAUGAAAUGCAACAUGAUGAACCGGCAGCUGGAGGAAGAGGAGGAAGACAGCGACAAGGAGAUCCAGGAGCUUAAACAAAAGAUUCGCAUCCGGCGUCAGCAAAUCCGCACCAGACACCUGUUCCCUACCUGCCAGGAGAUGGGCUCAGACAGUCUGAUGGCGACAGACAGUGGGUCCCAGUUCAGCUCCCACGGCUCCAUGCGCCUCUCUGACUCUGGCUCCGCGGAGGAUGUGGAAGAGUACGAGAUCCGAGAUGGUAACGAUGGAUCUAACCUGAUUCAAAUGUCCAAGGACGGCCUCUCAGUGUCAAUGGCUUCCUUGUUCUCAGAUGCAGACAUCAAGAGGAAUCCAGACUCCAGCAGGAAGUCCUUUCUCUCCUCGGAGUCCAUAUCCCACUCCUUCCUCAAUUCCAAUUCGGCGGAGGCUGUGGCCAUGGGCUUGCUGAAGCAGUUUGAGGGGAUGCAGCUCCCGGCUGCCUCUGAAUUCGAGUGGCUGGUCCCCGAGCACGACGCCCCACAGAAGCUCUUGCCCAUCCCCAACUCUCUGCCUAUCUCUCCUGACGACGGAGAACAUGCUGACAUCUACAAGCUGAGGAUUCGGGUGCGCGGAAACCUGGAGUGGGCCCCACCGCGACCUCAGAUCAUCUUCAAUGUUCACCCAGCCCCAACGAGGAAGGUGGCCGUAGCCAAGCAGAAUUACCGGUGUGCGGGCUGUGGCAUCCGGACUGAUCCUGAUUACAUCAAGCGGCUGCGGUACUGCGAGUACCUGGGGAAGUAUUUCUGCCAGUGCUGCCACGAGAAUGCCCAGACGGUCAUCCCCAGCCGCAUCCUGCGCAAGUGGGACUUCAGCAAGUACUACGUGAGCAACUUCUCCAAAGAUCUGCUGAGCAAGAUCUGGAGCGACCCGCUCUUCAAUGUGCAGGAUAUCAAUCCUGCCCUGUACCGGAAAGUGAAGUCCCUCAACCAAGUGUGGCUGCUGCGAAUCCAGCUUUUCCACAUGAAGAACAUGUUUAAGACCUGCCGGCUAGCUAAAGACCUCCUGGACUCCUUCGAUGCGGUGCCCGGCCACCUGACGGAGGAUUUGCACCUCUACUCGCUGAGCGACCUCAGCGCCACAAAGAAGGGGGACCUGGUUCCUCGGCUGACGGAGCUGCUGAAGGCAGGCAGCCUGCACGUGGAGAAGUGCAUGCUGUGCCAAGCCAAAGGCUUCAUCUGCGAGUUCUGCCAGAAUGAGGGUGACAUCAUCUUCCCAUUUGAGCUCAACAAGUGCAGGACGUGUGAAGAGUGCAAAGCCUGCUACCACAAAUCCUGCUUCAAGUCCACCCGCUGUCCCCGCUGCGAGCGGCUCCAAGCCCGGAGAGAGCUGCUGGCCAAGCAGAGCAUGGAGUCCUAUGUCUCUGACUAUGAAGACGAGCUGGAGCAGCCAGAGACCGUGGCAGCCACAUGAGUUUGUUGCAGCAGAGGAGCAGAUCAUGGAUUUAUUUACGUGCAUGGCCUUUGUCACCAGAGACUGAGCCACAUGGACUUGAGAUGAGGAGGAUCAUCCAGGCCUGGAGUGCUGUUUCAAAGGGAUCUGCUUUUCCCCGUGCAGUAGUACUGGGCUGGGGAAGGGGCAUCUUCCAUCAUCUGGGUCUGCUCCAGGUACCACUCGUGCUCCCCAAUGCCUUUGCAUGGGGAAAGGCGGCUGCUCCUGCUUGUCCUGCAGGCAGACCAGGGACCUUUCCAAGCAGUUCCUCAUGCUGGACCAGGCAGGGCUGUGCUGCCAGUCCCUGCGCCCUCCUCCCUGGCAGCAUCCCCCGAAGGGUCAGCACAUUCUGCCCAUCAGCUGGCUAUGAAGCAGCUCUGCCUGCAUCUGCUCCUCAGAGCAGGGAAAUCAGCCCUCAGAGUCCUCUGAUUUCCUGUCCUGCUGCUGGGGGGGUGUGCAUGGAGGGAGGGUGGGGGUUUGGGGUUGGUUGUACAUUUAACAGUUCCCUUUCUCAACUCUGCCUUGGGACACUGCCAGAGAGCAGUUGCUCUCUCUCCAGGGUCAGAGAACAGGCGGUGGCAGUGUUGAAAACCAGAUUUCUGCCUCACCUCUCUGUGCUGAGCUGCUUUCCCUGCCCUCACCUGCAGCUGGUGCUGCCAAGGGGCAACGUCCCCAGAGCAGCCACACAAGGAGACCAGUGCUGCUGGGAUUUUGGUGGAGACAGAGCCCAAUGGCUGGAGGAUGCGGUAAGAGAGGCUUCUAACCUCACUUCCUUCUCAUUAUGUCAGUCUGUGCUCUCAGGAGGACAUGUUCUCCUCCGAGGGUGACAUGGGACCUCACUCUGGUGGCACCAGGACUUGCCUUGUGUGCAGCUGCCUUUAGCCCGAGACGCAUCGGGAUGCGGGUCAAGGCUCAGCCCUCUGGCCGCAUGCCCCCCGCCUCUGUCUCGGUUUGUUCUUUUAGGUUGAUUUUUGGUUUUUAAUCUGCUGGAUUUGGUUUUAUUUUUUUAAUGCAAUUGUUUGUAUUUUUAACUGUGUGUUCUCACCCAAGGAGAUGCUGCUUGAAAUGCCUCUUUAGGGAGCAUGCAAUCUGCUUGGGACUCACCGGUGUAAAAACCUCCAGGGCUGCCCUGCUCCUGGUUCCUCACCCCUGGAUGGGGCUGGCGGUCGCCAGAUGUCCCCUCUCCCAGCAGAUCUCCUGCUGCCCUCGGGAGAGGGGUCCCUGAGCCAGGCAAAGCCUUGGGGCUGCCCAGGUGCAGUGCAGCAGGGUGGUCAGACAGCCCGCUCACAAUGGGGUGUGCAAUGGGGGAGAGGGAUUUAGCACUGGGGUGCUGCAAAGGGUUGGUCCCUCACAGCAUCCCCUGCAGUGCAGUGUUUUAGCCCAUGGCACAGGUGGGCACCCUGCACCACCUUAGCAUGGGUGGGAUGUGGGUGGCAGAGGUUUUUGGAAGGAUGGUGUGGCCUGUGUAAGUGCAAGAGGGCGCUGAGGGACUGGCGAGCAAUACACUGGCAGGAGGCAUCCAGGGGCAGUGGCUUUGGCAGCAUAUGCCCUGGCUGGAUGCUGGGAUGUGACUUCUCCUGGGCUGUCCCUUGGGAGGGUGGCAGGGUCAGGAGGAAGAGGCUGGGACCAGGAGAGGUGGCCGCAGGGCUUGGCUGGGGAGGGUGGCUGCCAGCCUCGCUGUUGGGGCCAGACUGCUGCAUGGCAACAUCUCCUGUGCUCUGCGGCAUCCUGACAAAGCCACAUCGAGCUCAGGAGAGGAGAUUCAGUUCCCUACUUGCUGGCCUGGGGUUUUGCCUCCUUCUGCCUUGCUUCUGCUUGUUUUCCCAAGGGGAGCAGCUUCUCUCCUGCUCACUCUCCAUCUCUGCAAGCCCUAGGGCUGCCAGAGGCUGCUUUGCCUUGGUCCUGCCUGACCCCAAGCUGAACCUUUCCACUGCCACCUGUAUCUGGCAUCCCCUUCCUUGGAGUUGCCUCUGCAGCACACCUCCAUCACCCUGUUUUGUUUGAAGCACUUUACUGUUAUGGGACAGCAGCUGGGAGGCUGCCCGUGUCCCUUUCUAGAAGCACUGAGUAUGUUUAGAGAAGAGUGAAGGGAUUUUGGGUUUAUGUGUGGUUUCCACCCUCCACCAUGGACUUUGUCUGGAAGCAGCAGGACUUACAAACCCAGGCGAGGGCUCCAGGGCAGGGUUGUGCCCAGCACCAAGCGCUACAACUAACACUGGAACUGGUCAAGGCAGUGAGAGCGAGGGGCUGCCCCAGCCACCAACUGGAGCCCUCCCCACAGGACUGUUGCACAGGAGCGCAAUGAAAAUGCCGUCCCUAAUAAACUAAGUUAAUACGGGG
Molecule: messenger RNA, 6339 nt
Organism: Columba livia (rock pigeon)
Lineage: Eukaryota; Metazoa; Chordata; Aves; Columbiformes; Columbidae
Gene: RUBCN
Product: rubicon autophagy regulator
Exons: 23
Coding region: 994-3981 (995 amino acids)
Biological process (GO): negative regulation of autophagosome maturation; negative regulation of endocytosis
Cellular component (GO): late endosome; early endosome
Molecular function (GO): phosphatidylinositol phosphate binding
Source: RefSeq, a predicted model, not a curated record